AUGUCCACCGCCUCGUCGCAGCACCAAAAGCCACAGCCCAUUAAUCCGCCGAUUCGCGGGAAAAAGCCCGUCAAGCUCCCACACAUCCUCUCUGACUCCAGCUUCUCAUCCUCCCCGCCGCCCAACCACCGCGAUUUCACAUACGACGCCCGAGCCAACUCCACCUACUCGAGCACACCCUCCCAAGCUUCCUCCGUCUGGAACUGGGACAACUUCUACCCUCCACCGUCCCCUCCAAACUCAGAACAUUUCCAGCAGCUCCAGAACAAGAGAAACCCUAAGCCCCAAAUUGAUUCCAACAGCUCCGACUCAGACAACGACGAUCCCUACACGGACAACGACGAUAAAGCCUCGAGCUUCACAUCAUACUCAAAUCCCCAUAAAAACACAAAUCAAUACGAAAACCCUUUUGGCAGCGAUCACGGCAAAGACUCCCUAGACGACCGCGCAUCUAAUUACUCGUCUGUUUCCCGCUACUCGGACCAUAGCUACGCGAGAAAAGGCCAGAUUGUGAAAAAAGGACCCAACUUGAAAAAAUGGGAAAGCGAGGAAGAUGAAACAGAGAGGGAGGAAGUUCAGUGCAGCGAAUGGGGGGACCACUACAGCAGCACGAGUAGCUCGUCCGGUGAGGACGAGAGGGAGGAUUUGAAGUCGAGAUCCGAUUUUGGUACCCGGUCGGAUUUUGGGUCGGUGAACAAUGAAGGUGGCUAUAUGAAGCCCGCUAUUGUGGGGAGGGUUAAGAAUGUGAAUGUGAAUUCGAAGAAGUUCUCGAGCAAGCUGGAAAAGCUUUCUUCUUUGGAUGAUGAUGGCAAGUCUUCGGUUAGUUGGGGGGAUGUGAAUGAUCAGAAGGCUGCGAAUUCUGACCGUAGGAUUGUGGUGAGGCACAAGGAUCUGGCGGAGAUUGUGGCGGCUAUCAGGGAGUAUUUUGAUAAGGCUGCCACUGCUGGAGAGCAGGUCUCGGAGAUGCUCGAGACGGGUCGGGCCCAGCUCGACCGGAGCUUCAAGCAGUUGAGGAAGACAGUGUAUCAUUCUAGUGGAAUGUUGAGCAACUUGAGCUCCAGCUGGACCUCGAAGCCUCCUCUGGCUGUUAAAUACCGGUUUGAACCAAGUUCGAUCGAGCAACCGGGUGGUCCAAAGAGCCUCUGCUCCACUUUGGAACGGCUAUUGGCCUGGGAAAAGAAACUGUAUCAAGAAGUCAAGGCUAGAGAGGGAGUAAAAAUCGAGCACGAGAAGAAACUGUCUUCUCUCCAAAGCCAGGAGUAUAAGGGUGAAGAUGAGGCCAAGCUGGACAAGACAAAGACAGCAAUAAAAAGGCUUCAAUCUCUGAUUAUGGUGACAUCUCAAGCUGUUUCAACUACUUCCUCUGCUAUUAUCGGCCUCAGAGAUUCAGACCUGGUCCCACAGCUUGUCGAGCUUUGUCAUGGGUUCAUGUACAUGUGGCGAUCGAUGAACCAGUUCCACCAAGACCAGAAUGACGUGGUCCAGCAGGUUCGUGGGCUGGUCCACCAGGCGAACAAGGCCCAAUCCACUUCCGAUCUCCACCGGCAGGCCACUCGAGACCUCGAGUCUGCUGUCUCUGCUUGGCACUCCGCCUUUUGCCGACUCGUCAAAUUCCAGCGCGAUUUCAUUCGAUCCCUCCAUGCCUGGUUCAAACGCACACUCAUCCCCCUCAAUAACGAUCAACAACAACAAAACGAGAACAAUAAUAAUAAAGACCCGAUUUCGAACUCGUUUGCCUUUUGUGACGAAUGGAAACUCGCUCUCGAUCGGGUCCCCGACACUGUGGCCUCUGAGGCCAUCAAGAGCUUCAUUAAUGUUGUUCACUCGAUUUCUUUAAAGCAGACGGAGGAGAUUAAAAUCAAGAAAAGGACUGAAAGCUCGUCCAAGGAGCUCGAGAAGAAAGCAUCUUCUUUGAGGAGUAUCGAGAAGAAAUACUAUCAUUCGUACUCCAUGGUGGGGAUUGGGCUUCCGGAUGAUGGGCCCAAUGGUGGGGCGGGCCUGGAUGCUCGAGACCCACUUGCGGAUAAGAAGGCUGAGCUGGCGGUGUGUGAAAGGCGGGUAGAGGAUGAAAUGCAGAGGCAUGCAAAGGCAGUUGAAGUUACUCGGGCCAUGACGUUGAAUAAUAUUCAAACGGGCCUGCCGGGGGUUUUCCAGGCCAUGAUGAGCUUCUCGGGCCUGAUGAAUGAGGCGCUUGAGACGGUCUGCAAUCGGUCGUAUGCGAUUUAG
This is a messenger RNA of Striga hermonthica, 2226 nucleotides long. Lineage: Eukaryota; Viridiplantae; Streptophyta; Magnoliopsida; Lamiales; Orobanchaceae. The record is from the annotation of a GenBank genome assembly.